AUGGAAACUUCUAGCGUUGAAACUGAUAUACAAAACCCUUUGAAAGGUUUACUUCCUAUAACGUUGCCAACGAGAGUAUCUGAGAAAUUCAAAGAAAAACUUAGGGCUUUGAAAGAUAUUCAAGGACAAACAACUCUAUUAAUUAAAAGUUCAAGUUUACCAAAGUUACCUAAUGAUAAAAAUAAUUCGACGAAUUAUUUCGAUGAUAACUCACGAAAAUUAGGUACAGAGAACAAUUUCAAUAUGAGAAGUGCUAGUUUUAAUGGUUCUCAUUUGUCCACAAAUUACGCUGACACAUAUUUUAGUCCCGAAACAAGAUUAAUGAUUAAUGAGCUAGAAAAACACGGCGAGGAAUUGGCAAAGGCUCAGGAUCAAAUAAAUAUGUUUUUACCAAGAGACGUAAUUAAUAAGUUGAAAAAAGAUAAGAGUUCUUUAAAUAAACAAAAGAUUGCUGAGGAAGAUGAAGAGUUUGAAUCAGAUGCUACUUCCGAUUAUUCUGAUGAUGAGGAAGAGGAUGUUCAAGGAAAGGUUUUAACUAAAGAACCAGAUUCUAUGUUAUUAAAUGAUCAAAAUAAGAUUGUUGAUGAUGAUCCGGAGAAAGCUUGGAAAGAUUUUGAUUGGAAUUCAAAUAUCGAUGUGACCACUAUGAAGUCACAAUCUUUAAGAAAUUCUUAUAGAGCCUCGGGUAGUUUCAUUAGAAAUUCUUAUAAUACAACAUUUAAAAAUGCUUCUUUGCAACAACUUUCUAGAUCAAAUUGUAAAAAUAUUAAUAUCCAACAAUGGAAAGAACAUCAAGUUAAUUAUAAUAGUAGAAAAAUUUAUAAUCCUUCGAUUAGUAAUAAAAGUGAUUCUAGUAUUAGCGGUACUAACGGUAUCUUGAUUAAACAAGUUAAUCAUGUAAAAAAAGAUUAUUUUGAACCUGGAAUUGAAGAAUUUAAGCAACAAAAUGGAGAACACGUGUCCUCUUCAUCUCGGGAAGGAAGUGUUGAUUCACUAUUAACCGGUGAUGCAUUACCAGAUAAAAUGUUAACUCGAAUAGUCAAGUUAGAAUUUGAACCACGAUCACCAAAUUCUAAAGCAAAAACUUCAAUAAAAUUAACUAUUCAUUCAGUUACUCAUCACACAAAACCAAAUUCAUCUUAUCAUGAACUAUUAAAAAAAUUAUUUUUAUUUCCUUUUGAUUAUCAUUCUUUUGUAUUUAAUACUUUGAAAAUUGACAUUUACGAACAUGCAAAUUUUUCGUAUGCGAAGAAAAGAUUAGGAAGAGCAUUUAUUAGAUUAAUUAAUUUGAAAGAAUCUAUAAUAAAUAGGAAGGACUUUGAAGGAACUUUUCCAUUGGAACUUAAUGUGAAUGGUCAUAAAACUGGGUCGAUACAAAUUGCAAUAAAAUUCCAUUUUCCAAGUGAUCCACCACUUCUUACUCCAAAAACGCCGAAGCCAGUUCGUUCAAAGACCGUGCCAUCUUUCUUUCCAAACAUCAAUGCAGAAAAAAGUAGACAAAUAAUGCCUCCAUCAGUAACAAAUAUAAAGAGAAAUGUUGAUGAAGAAGUAUCUACCGAGAUAUCAGACGUUGAAGAUGGAGAAUUUGCAAUAACCUAUCCUGAAAAUAAGCCUUUAGGUAUACUUGAUAUGGUAUUAGGUCAGGAGACAAGAGAUGCCAUUAAAGAGAUUACGGUGUUGUACCACGCUUUUUUUGAUAAUGGGUGGAGGUUGAGUAAAUUGGAAUUUUUAAAAGCUUAUAUGUUAUUGGAGAAAUAUUAUGUUCAAAAACCAAACCCCGUUACAGGAAUUUUAUGUCAUGAUCUAGAAAGAAUUCAAACAGCUCAAAAAUAUUUGAAAUAUUCUAUGGCUUCAUAUGGAUCUUUCUUGUUCAAUUGGUUCGGGUAUGGUCAUAGCAAAGCUCAUUUAAAUGCAAUUAGAAUAAACUCGGACCGUAAGGCUGUACAAGAAUUCUUUUCCCUAGAAAAUGAAGAUAUUAUUUGUUGGGAGUAUGGUCAAAAAGCCGUAUCUGUUCCCAAUUAUAUGGUAAUUCAUGAUCCAGAUACAAAAUCUAUAAUCAUAUCUAUACGAGGAACAAUGAAUGUUACUGACGUGAUAACGGAUGCAUUAGCACAUCAUGAACCAUGGAAUGGAGGAUUCGUUCACAGAGGAGUACUACGUAGUGCAAAAUACCUUGUAAAGCAUUCAUUAAAAAAUAUUAGAGAAGCAGUAAAAAAAUUCGAGUCCAAAGCUAUACAAGUGAUUGGACAUUCGUUAGGUGCUUCAGUUUCAUCAAUUGUUACAUUGUUAUUAAGAGAACAAUGUCGUGAUUUAAUCACUCAAGGUAUUGAUAUACAUGCAUGGAAUUUUGCUACAGCACCUUGCUGUUCAUUGGAUUUAGCUUGUAAAGCCGAGACCGAAAAUUGUAUUGAUAAUUUUGUUAACGAGAAUGAUGUUAUACCAAGAUUGAGUUAUGGAAAUUUAAUGGAUUUUAAAGAGUUGGUAAAAUUUGCCGCUAGUGAAUUGAAAAAUGAGAAAUACAAAAAGUUAAGUUCAAAAGAUAAAUUGUCUAAAAUCUUGACAUCAAUUGAUGAUUAUCGAACCUGUUUAAAAUCAAAUUCUGCGGCACAAAAAUUAUAUAUACCUGGUACCAUAUAUUAUUUAUAUAAAGGAUUUUAUAGAACACACGUUAAUUCUUCAGUGGCAUAUUAUACAAAAGAUAUUGUAUGUGAAAAGUCUAAACCCGAUUUAUUUACAGAUAUAAGCUUACGUAGAAAUUGGUUAUUUCAUCAUUUUCCUGAUAGGUAUGAUAAAAAGUUUAAAGGUGUAACAAAAUCUAUAUUUAGAAAAUUGCACGGAAAAGAUCGUGAUGGUAGGAUAAGCGAUAAAUUAAUUAAAAAAUGGAAAAAAAUUCCUGAAACCGAGAUCGUUAUUGAAGAAGCUGGUAAAAUGGGAAAGUUGAUGCCAAGAACCGGCCAUAUUUAA
Funneliformis mosseae is the source of this 2964-nucleotide messenger RNA. Lineage: Eukaryota; Fungi; Glomeromycota; Glomeromycetes; Glomerales; Glomeraceae. The record is from the annotation of a GenBank genome assembly.